GACGGCUGGGCCGCUGGAGAACGUGACGCCACGUAACGUGCGCGUGCACUGGUUAAUUAGAAAUAAUAGCAGAAGAAGGAACAGUGCUGAGUCCUUUGGCGUCCGCCAGUGACAGAGGACCGUUUGUUCACAGCUGGCCCGGCUGUGUUUAAGUUGUUGCGCUCGGAGCCCGCAGACGCGCGCGCGCCCCCUCCCUCACGCCACAUCCUCCCCCGCAGCGCGUGGCGCCACCCGCAGGGCGGUCGGUCCACGCAAAGCUUCUGUCCACGCUGGUGGAACAAGGUCCGAGCAACGAGCCGGCGUUCACCGACCGCGUCCUCCUCGCACAGGCGCGUUUCCCGCAGCUCGACUCCAGCUGUUCGUGCGGAUCCAGGGGCGCUGCAGCCGCGCACCAUGCUCCUCAGGGUCGCCUCCUGCUCCCGCUCCCUGCGGAGCAGCUCUGGGUUCUCCAGAGCCUCCAAAGUUCUGCAGGCACCGUGCAAACGCCCUCCAGGAUUACCUGCUGCAAGUCGAGGCGUCCACGUGGACCAUCCACCCAUCGUCCCCACUCUCACCACCAGUUAUGUCCACGGCACCUCGUCCAUGUCCUUGCUCCACGCCACAGUGGGCGAGAGCCUGCUGAGCACCGUGGAGCGCUGGCCCGACAGAGAGGCCUUGGCUUUUGUAGACAGCGGAGUCCGCAAGACGUUUGCACAGUUUCAGCAGGAUGUGGACCAGGCUGCAGCAGGCCUGCUGGCGCUCGGACUGAGGAAAGGAGACCGGCUCGGCAUGUGGGGACCCAACACGUAUGAAUGGGUCCUGUUCCAGUUCGCAACAGCCAAAGCUGGGAUUAUUUUGGUGUCUGUGAAUCCAGCCUACCAGCUGAAGGAGGUGGAGUUUGCAUUGCAAAAGGUUGGCUGUAAAGCUAUAGUGUGCCCCACACAGUUUAAAACCCAGAAGUACUGUGACAUGCUGAGACAAAUCUGCCCAGAGGUUGAAUCAUGCAGCCCAGGAGACCUGAGGAGUGUCAGACUCCCCGAGCUCCGCACUGUGAUCGUCCUGGACAGUCGACAAGCAGGAAUGUUCCACGUUGAGGACGUGAUGCAGGCGGGCAGCAGCCAGCACAGGCAGCAGCUGCAGGACCUGCAGAAGAAGCUGUCGUUCGACGACCCCAUUAACAUCCAGUUCACUUCGGGCACCACUGGGACUCCAAAAGGAGCCACCUUGUCUCAUCACAACAUCGUCAACGACUCCUUCUUCAUUGGUAAAAGAUUGGGAUACGACUGGAGGCCCAACACUCGCAUCUGUGUCCCUGUGCCUCUAUACCACUGCUUCGGCUCGGUGGGCGGUGGGAUGUCCAUGGCCAUGCACGGCGUCACCUUGGUCUUUCCCUCUGCGGGGUACGAUGGGAAGGCUAACCUAGCAUCUCUGGAGAGCGAAAGAUGCACCUUUAUUUACGGGACUCCCACCAUGUACGUUGAUAUGCUUAACCAGCCUGACUUGGCUCAAUAUGACUUAUCAUCUGUAAAAGCAGGCAUCAUGGCUGGUUCCCCUUGUCCUCCUGAGCUUGUGAGGAAGGUCAUCUCUGUUAUGGGGGUUAAAGAAUUAACGACUGGAUACGGCACCACAGAGAACAGCCCUGGGACCUUCUUCGGUUGCCCGACAGACAACAUAGAUAGAAAUUCAGAAAGUGUUGGGUACAUCCUGAACCACCUAGAGGCUAAAGUAGUGAACCCUACAACGGGAGACAUCGUGCCCCUGGGAGUGACCGGGGAGCUGAUGGUGAGAGGGUUCUGUGUCAUGUUGGGAUACUGGGGCGACGACGCAAGGACAAAAGAAUGCAUCACGAAGGAAGGCUGGUACAAAACUGGAGACCUCGGCAGCUUGGACGCGUACGGCUACUGUCGAAUCGACGGCAGGAUCAAAGACAUGAUCAUCAGAGGAGGAGAGAACAUUUACCCGGCUGAGAUCGAACAGUUCCUGCACACGCACCCCAAAGUGAAGGAGGCUCAGGUGGUUGGAGUUCACGAUGAUCGCAUGGGUGAGGCGGUGUGUGCCUGCAUCAAACUGCUGGACGGCCAGGACUGCACUGCAGAGGAAAUCAAAGCUUAUUGCAAGGGCCAGAUCACGCACUACAAGAUUCCUCUUUAUGUGCUUUUUGUGACCAGCUACCCACUCACUGUUACUGGAAAGAUCCAGAAGCACAAACUGCGAGAAGUAGCUGAGAAGCAACUGGGACUGAAGACGGGAAAAUGACAAAAUCCACUUGCAUAUGAAGAGUUCAUUGAAUGUUGAAUGUUCAACAACACCAAUCUGGUAUUGGCCUUACACACAACCACAAGAAACUUCAGAAAUAAGACUGUCAGGCUGCUGUCUUUUGCAAAUAGAUCUUUUCCUAAUCUGAUACUUUUUGGCUUGGCAUGCACGCGUUAAGCAAAUGUCAUCGCAUCACUGUGUGUUACUUGGACUUGUCAGACCUGUCAGCUCCUGAGGUUUGAGUUACUAAAGGUCACUGAAUGCUGGUGCAUUUUAUUAGGAAGGAGAUGCUGGUGGUAUUUUAUAUCCUUGGUAAGGUAUAAUAGAAAUGUUAGAAUCAGAUUCUCUGAUUUCAGGGGGGUUUAUAAUAGAAAUGUAAACAGUUACUUGAUGUCUACUAAGGUUUCUCACAUGUACAAUAGAUCCACUGUUUUUUUACUGCAGAGGUUUUAAAAUGUUCUUUUUAACACCAACUUGAAAUAAACCUUGUACCACAUUAUUAAAA
Messenger RNA from Betta splendens (Siamese fighting fish), 2740 nucleotides. It is a transcript of the gene acsf2, whose product is annotated as acyl-CoA synthetase family member 2. Gene Ontology annotation, molecular function: medium-chain fatty acid-CoA ligase activity. NCBI's taxonomy places the organism in Eukaryota, Metazoa, Chordata, Actinopteri, Anabantiformes, Osphronemidae. The transcript is spliced from 17 exons. Gene Ontology annotation, biological process: fatty acid metabolic process. The coding region runs from base 394 to 2235 and encodes 613 amino acids. The record is from RefSeq and is a predicted model, not a curated record.